CCCUCGACGUUGACCGGAUCCUCGUCUGUGCCACCAAUUCCGAUGUUAUACCCUGUCGUUCAUGUCCUAGCUCAACCCCGUCCCUACUAGAUGGUCCGACCGGCCUCCACGAGCGUGGCAGUCCUCCUCCCCGGCUCGUGCGAGGCGCGCCUCGUUGUUUUCGCAUGCGAAGGAUGGGGUCCGGAAGUCCUGCCCGUAUUGAAAGUGCGUGGCUUGGGCACAGCACUAGCUCUAUCCAGAGUCCUUAAGUGCGCCCGGGAGGAGAAUGGGCAUUCCUGCUGGUCCUGGAAGCGCUCUGUCCACGGAGGUAUCAGUCCAGGAUCGCAACGCGCUGCCUCAGUACGGCUUCGGGCCGGAUGUCGAGUUUGACAAGCUCGUCAGCAGCAAUCCCUUUCUCUUUCGGGUGCACACACCGCGCGAGCUCUCCCCGUUCUAUGACCGAACAGACCCCUACUUUGUCGGCCCACGUUUCGAGGAGGACUUCGCCUCGUCCAGCUUCUCGUCCCAGAAGUCAUCGUCCUCGCCGUUCCGCAGUCCACCUGAACCCACAUAUGCCGACGCUGUACAACAUAUGGACUGGACGACCCGCUCGUCGUCUCCCUAUGUGUCGACAUCUUUCAGUUUCGCAUGGGCUAUCUGGGAGGCAACGAGGAGAUAUCACCAUAACAUGAAGCAUUCCGUGGAGAUCGCGAUCAUAGAUGCCCGCGUUGUCGCAGGACGCGCGGUCACGGCGGUCGAGCUGCUCAGGCAAGCGGCUCCGAAAGACCGUCAUGCUGACCACUGGAAGUGGUACCGAUUUGCCCUGGAGGCGCAAGACGUCCUCGUGUGGGGCUACGUCCCUGGCACGGCUGUUCUCGCCUCCGUUCCUCUGACGCAGAUAUUCCCGAAGCUCCCCUCCUACUUCCUCCAACCCGAUGCACCCACUCCCAUCGAUGGCAAGGACACGCCCCUCUCACGGCUUGCCUGGGACUUCACCCGCAAGAAGCCAAGCUACCGCCAGUUCUGCCAGGACAUGUCCGACCGCUUCCUGCGCAUGCCUGUCGACCGCCGCACCCGGGACACAACCGCAGGCGCUGUCCGCCUCGCGCUCUGCCAUCUGCGUCCGUGGUUCCACCGGCUCGCGCUCGAGGACUUCACGACCGCGACCGUGACGGCGUGCGAGCUCGCGUUCGUCAUCUCGCGCUGGAGCGGGCAGUGGUGGGUGCGGGAGCACCCCGAGAUCCAGGGCCUCGUCCGGUGCAUGGUGCACAUCGUCGGCGAGGAGGUGCGCGAGGCGCGCAGGGUGCAGGCCCUCGCGGACGCGACGCGCAUGCAGGAGAUCGUCGGCGGGCUGGAGCAGCUCGCGCAGCGAUACCAGAUGCGCGAGCGGAUGCGCAGGUGCCUCCCGCCGAGCACGAAGGCGACGCCCGUCGAGACGAAGCCCGCGUUCGAGCUGCCCGCACCCGCUGCCACCACCACUGUCAUGGCCCUGUCCCAGCUGGACGUGGAGAAGGCGGAGGCUGGCUUCGCGGGGGAGCAGGCGGAGGCAGACGAGGCGGCGCCCGGGGACGAGUCCAGGACGGACGCGUUCGCGUGGUCCGCGUCUUGUCUGCUGACAGGCAUCUUCAUUGGCACGUUCUUCACCCUCUGCCUUCUCGCGCCCGACCGGAGGACCUUGGCACACCAUCUCGUAUGAGGCGCCUCGGCCGCUUCGCGAAGCCAACCCCUUGCUCGCUCGCCCACCCGAUAUGCCUUAUCAUCGCCUCACUCACAUAUGCCGCCUAUGCGCCUGCCGUAUGCCCCCAUCUCAAUCUUCGUCUACUUGGGCUGUUGACGCUUCUGCCUGAACUUAACCCUAACUUAUCGCCUUCGUUCGUUUGCUUUGAAUGUACCAA
Rhodofomes roseus is the source of this 1874-nucleotide messenger RNA. RefSeq lists its product as uncharacterized. Bases 266 to 1675 code for a protein of 469 amino acids. NCBI's taxonomy places the organism in Eukaryota, Fungi, Basidiomycota, Agaricomycetes, Polyporales, Fomitopsidaceae. The transcript has 3 exons. The record is from RefSeq and is a predicted model, not a curated record.